GCUCAUAAAUAUUUAUCGCUAAACAUGAAUCGGGUCGAACAUCUCAUCGUCGUUUGAUAGGUUUGACAUGUCGCGAUCGCGCGAAACGUUGCGAUCGGUGCGACAUUGUAUCGGGUGUUGGUGUUUGUUCGUAUGAUAAUACUAAUCCCGAUGCCUGUGUUGCCUGCCCGAGCUGGACAAUUUAUCUUAAUUAUAGGAAAUGUAUCGGGUUUAGCUUAUAUUGCUAGAAGAUGCCGCGUUGCCGCACUGCACCAUUAACCGAUCCGGUUUCAGUUAUUCGCUGUCAUGCUGACAUCGCAAACGUAGAAAGUGGAGCGAUCGUUCAGGAACAAGCGCUCUAGAUCGGCCUAUUCUCGGGGUUUUAGUACGCGGUUCGUCCAGCUGUGAAGAGUGACUUUUUGAAUCAACGUCUAUCGGUGAGGUGACGAUGGUUUUUUUCCCUCCCUGGGAGCCUUAGCACUUACCACAAAACAGCGCGAGCUCCCAUAGAUUUUGAAUGUAGAAAGACCGGUUCCAGAUAGCCUGGGACUGGUUUCGUUGGUCCGCAGGUUUACGUGAGCGAUGUACAAAACGACCCGUCCCGGCUUUAGAUUUCGGUGUGUCCCAGAGAGAGAGAGAUAAAUCUUAAAUUCAAAACUACAAAAUCGUCCAUCAAGCUAAAUCGCCUAUUUUAUGCGGGUACGCAUGCGCGGCAAUAUUAUUCAAGGUAAAUACAGCUAAGCUGUGUCCUUCGAACGCUGGAAUUCAUCGUGUUGAAGGAUGGUUUGUUAAGCCUUCGGUUCCGCUGAUUGAUGCUGAAUCAUAAACAAUCGUGUCUAGUGCAUUCUGUGCCUCAACAAUUAGCCUCUUCUCGCAACGCUGCACCUGAGCUGUCCGUUUAAGAAUGCAAAAGAUUGAUAUGUGCAGGCCGUGCCGAGAAUCGGGAGAUGACAGUAGGUUGGCGAAUGUUAAUUGUCGGUUAAAUACGGUUUCCUGUCGGCUCUGGUGGGUUUUAAGAGCGUUGAUUAGAUGCAAAACGAUGUGACCUACACCGCUUGUUGUUGUGGGGGGCGGCCCUUAUUGGGUUUAAGAACUCACUCUCAACUAGUACACGGGAAUUGUUGAGAUAUUGUUUUCUCAUCGAAAGGAAAUGUUGUUGGGUGUAGAGAAAAAUCCUUGGUAAAAGUGUGAUUUAUAGCACUUGAUUUCAGAACGAUGAUGAGAAUCCCUUCACCGACCAAACAGUAUUCAUGCCGUUAAAGUGCCCAAGAAACUGACCUUCCUUGUGGCACACAAUAUCUACGCAUCCAGCAGGAAGGUUACGACAAAAGAGUUUAAUGAAUAGUUUUGUAGUGGUUUUUGGACUUUUUUUUCUGCUCGUACUACAACUCCCCUUUGGGUUUGGGGUUCACAUUCCGAAUAUCUCUGCGGCGAAGGUUACCCGUAUUGACCGGGGCGCAAUGAUUUACAUCGACAGCACGCGUUUGCGCCCGGUUCGAGGUGUUGGGUAAUGCUGCCGGUCAUUAAAGCCAGUCGGAUAUGAGGGUCACGUUGGCACCUUAGCGUACAUUCCAUUCUUAAAGACCUCGGACCUCCGCCAGACAUGAAGUCGCCGGCAGUGUGUCGAUGUUGUUGUUGUUUUUUUCGAUGUUGACGCAGCAAAAAGGACGAUGCGAGCGUGCUGCAAUCGUAAUCAUCUUGCAAACAUCGAAAGAUGCCAAUGUACCUGUUUCGCCGUUGAAGCCCUGUGUGUAGGUUAAUGAUAUACCCUUUACAAAGAGAUGGUACACUCCUGCGGUUGGAACGGUGUCGCAGCCUGCACAAUGCAUCCCAUGAGAGUUAAAGGCAUCCCAACAUCCCCGUCACCUGUAUCGAAGGUUAAUUGCUGAUUGAAAUCAGCUGCUGUCGAACGCGGGUCAAAAGACUAAGCAGGUGAUGUUUUGGAGGCUAACAAAACAACGGAGAGAAAAACAUAUAUUUCUUCACGCAACCAUGUUCAAUAAAAUGCUUAGACCUUCUUGGUUACCAUUGUUGGUGCUCCGGCUAAGUCACACAGUAAUCGUCAAAUUUUUGACAGCAUCCCAUGGUACGCACGGGGAAGGCGGGAGGACUCCAAUUGGAAUUAAUGUCGUAAAAUAAACGUCGAAAACGAAAGCAAUGCCACUCGCACUCAUUCUCAUGAAAAUCAAAACAUGCAGCCUGGUGGAAGAAAUAUAUGACGCAGAACAGGUAGAGUGGAAAUAAAUACGCUAGCACGUUAAAUAAUCAAACUGACGCGGUCACAUCAAUCAAUCAAGUAAACACAAUUGAAGAAGGGAAUGUGCGUGCGUUGCAGCUCCACUUGGAAUCAGUUUUUUUUCGGACAGAACAAUAUUAGAUCGGUGUAUUUCACAGCGUCAUCGGCAGAGCGGUAGGUCUUUUGGAAAUAGAGGAAACUGAAUCGACUUUGACUCUUCCGCUCUGUAAGGCGUGCUCAUGAAGCACCUUCGUCCAAGAACUUAGAGGCACCAAUUAAUCCAUCAUAAAGCUCAGCGGUGUACUAUUGUGCUGUAUUGAAUUUGUUUAUUUUUUCUAUUGUUCCGCCAUCAUUUUUUUUUGCUGUCCCAGUGGCCCCUCGUAGAAGCUUGGAUCAGGUUAUGAUGAGGUGUUGCUGUUGAUGUUUUGAAUAUUCGCUUUUUUUUUCGGGGUGAGAUACUUCAAGCCGCUUCUCAGGCUAUUUUCUUGUAUCCGCAGUAAUCUUAAGCGUCGCUUAAUGGGAAGGAAACGUCUUGCGUAUCGUCGUGUUCUCUUGGGAUCCAAAACCGGCCAAACCGGACCUUUGCGGGUGUUUUGGUAACCUCCGUAAUAAAUUAUUCAUACAAACGUUUCGCAUCCCUUCCCCUUUUGGUGCGGUCCCCAUCCAUUAGAACGUUCCGCGGGAUUCGGUUUGCAAAUGAAGGCACCUUUCGAGUCACCCGGCGUGUUUAGCAACGCGCGCGAUCUUGCGCGGUAAGUUCCUUUUAUUGGACGACAGGUUGAUCUUUUGUCUUUCAGCAUCAUCUGAAACCCGCUCGCUUGAUAUGCGCGGUCUGACAGUUUUGCGCAGUAAGCAUGUCGAGCCAGACACGGUGUCUCCGCGGUACUUUUCGACGUUAGAUGGUAAGUGUUCUGUGGGACUCGCAGCGCAUACGAAGGUCUGGAUUAGUGCGUUCGGGACGGUGUCGCCAUGGUGGCUACCUCUUUGCACCGACAGAGGCCGGAUUUGCCGAUGAUGAAUUUUGUACACCGAACACCGCAUGUCAAAGUGACGCGGAAUAGAAGGCUUAAGAUGGAUUGCGCUGUGGGAAGAAUUGAUCCCGAUUUUAGCGAUGCGUCAUUCGCGAGCCUCUCAUUGGUGGAUUCAGGUUUUGUGUGCCGAAGUAGGAAGUAGGUUUUGCCCACGAGUUGUUGUUAGCUUUUGUUUUACUUGUUUUCAAUCUGGAGGAGAAACCUACGGCAUAUAAACCUCAGUAACUAAUUACUGAUUCGAAUCACUGCUACAGGUUAGAUCAAUCUAGGCAUGUUACAUCACCUCCCCCAUCGAUCAUCGAGUGCUGAUUAGGGUAUGGUGGAGGCACUUUAGACCGGCUGAGAGAUAUUUCCAUCGUUUGGGCUGGUGACAAAAUGUCUCGUUCGAGUUCAGGCUCUCCACUUCAGAGACCUCUGUUCGUCGUCAGUUGAUGCUGAUCGAUAGUCGCGAGUGGAGUGGAUGGUGUCCCGGUUCCUGAUGCUUGAUUGGUGAAUAAUUGCAUCGCUUAUUGGCUGAUUGUAUGCGGCAUGAGAUGCUUGAUUAAAAGCCACAUUAAACCCCCUCUUUGGUGAAGUCGUUUAACUACAAAAAACCCACCCUCCAACAGUUCCAUAAGGUGCACGUAGCGCGUAUGGGUAAAGUGUAUGCACUCAGCUUGACGGGCAUGGAAUGUGGCACGUUGGAAUAGUGAGUGGUCAGAAUGUACCCAACAAGAGCGACAAGUGAUGUGUGGCAGGUGCUCCAGUACUGGUCCUUUUUUGCCAUCCUCACCACAUCGGGACGAACGUGACCGUGCUGCUACGUUUAGUGUGGUAAUUUAUUGCGCUAGAACCUGACAUGGUUGGAGAUUCUGCAGCAGCCAGGAGUGUAGUUAAUGUUCGCGAUUUAAUCACAGUACUGUGCCGGCAGGGCUUGAAGUAAACUACGGUUCGACUAUAGUGAAACCUGUUACCCUUGUCGCUGCUUCGGUGGAGGGAGGCCACCCGUGUAUGGGUAUUUUUCUUUGCAUUUCGAGGUUCCAGACGUCUAAAUCGGUCGAGGUUUGCCAGUCAUAACACUGGCCCGUGAGUGUGUGUGCCGACUUGGGACGGAGAGAAAAAAAAACAAAACAAUUGUGAGAGGAUACGGCGCCCAGAAUCGUAAAGGAAUGGAGGUAUUCAGACGGUAACGUUUGCUCUGGAUAUUAGCUAAUGAUCGUGACUUCCCCACUUAACUGUGUCCCACCACCAGGGGGAAGACUGGCAUUCACAGUAGCAUAACGGACAGUGUUUUACCCUUGAAGCCCAAGAUCUAAGCCUGAGAAAUGAGUUCAGGCUCGUACAGCGAAGGAACUACAGACUAACCGCAAAAAACGGCAGUUCAGAAGGUGCAAACCCGAUCUCUACCGAGGUGAGAAGACGUGGGUUUGGGAUAGAGAAGAAUUAGCCGAUCGAUUGUACCUCGCCACAAUCUAAACGGAGCUCGAAGCGGCACAAGUGCCUACUUUAGGUUAGAUGUCUGAUCCGAUAAAUAGCAGCAAGUGCAGUGAACGUGAGGAACCACACAGAAAUAGCAGCAGAAGGAUGGCGCAACGGAGAGAACAGUUGCUGAUGCACCUGACGAGAAGCGUUCUAGCGACCGUCCUCAUCAUCAGUCAGUACGUCGAGCGAGUUGACAGUUGGGUGCCAGAUGUCCAGAGCAAGCUACGCAUCCCAUACGAUGCCACCGUGCCGUCCUUUUUCGGUAACAGUACCGAUUACUUCAAGUUGCUCGAUCAGAACGAAAACACGUUACUGGUCGGUGCGCGAAAUGCGGUGUACAACAUCACGAUCGAUCAGCUGGUGGAGCUGCCCGGCCAGCGGAUAACAUGGCCAUCGUCUGACGCACACCGGGAGCUGUGCACGCUUAAGGGGAAGCAUGAUCAAGACUGCCAGAACUAUGUCCGCGUGUACGCACGGGUAAACGCGAACCGGAUAAUGAUCUGCGGGACGAACUCGUUCAAGCCGCUGUGCCGUUACUACAACGUUCUGCCCGGGAAUGGGUCGCUGGUGUACGACAACAAUGAGCUGGAAGCGCAAGGACGCUGUCCGUACAAUCCGCAGCACAACAGCACGUACGUCUAUACCGACGGACAGCUGUACUCGGCAACGGUAGCUGACUUUUCCGGUGCGGAUGCGCUGAUCUACCGAGAACCACAGCGCACGGAACAGUUCGAUAGUAAGCAGCUAAACCAACCAGCGUUCGUCAGUGCGAUCGAGUACAACGGGUACGUGAUGUUCUUCUACCGUGAGGUAGCGAUGGAGUACAUGAACUGCGGCAAGGCGAUCUAUUCCCGCGUGAGCCGGGUGUGCAAAAACGAUAAGGGUGGCCCGUACCCGUUCCAGGAUAAGUGGACAUCGUUCCUGAAGGCACGUCUAAACUGCUCCAUCCCCGGAGAGUAUCCGUUCUACUUUGAUGAGCUACAAGCUACAACGAACGCCAUCAGUGGCACGUACGGCGGAAUGCGCAACAAAAUCAUAUACGGCAUCAUGACAACGCCGGAAAACGCCAUCGGAGGUUCGGCGGUUUGUGCCUUCUCGGUGGAGGACAUUAUGGAAGCAUUCGAAGGACCUUUCAAAGCUCAGCGUGACAUACACUCCAACUGGCUGCAGGUGCCACCGAGCUCGGUUCCCGAACCACGUCCCGGCAAGUGUGUCGACGAUAGUCGUACCCUACCGAAAGCGUUGGUAAACUUCGUGAAAACAAACAACCUGAUGGACAAUUCGGUACCCUCGCUUCACUCCCGACCGGUGUUCACACGCGUCAGUCUGUACUAUCGUCUAUCGGCAAUUGCAGUCGAUCCGCAGGUGAAAGCGCUCGACGGUAACCGAUACGAUGUGAUCUUCGUCGGCACGAACGAUGGCAAGGUGAUCAAGUUCGUGAACAUACUAUCGGCGAACAGUUCGGACGACGUGCGAACGGUUGUGAUUAGUGAAACGCAAGCAUUCCCACCGGGUACGAAAAUUAACGAGAUGACAAUCUCGAAGAAAAACUCGGCCCUUAUCGUGAUCAGCAGCGGGAAGAUCAUUUCACUGCCACUGCACAACUGUAACGAGCAUAGCUUCAAGACCUGCCGGAAGUGUUUGGAGCUGCAGGAUCCUUACUGCGCUUGGGAUGAUUUGAAUCGGGACUGUAAACCGAUCGAAGACGUGCAUGCGUCCGGUGCAUCGAUCGAUCAGUUCUAUCAGCGCUUGGAUGGUGAACGUAUCGGUGAGAUCUGCCGGAAGUAUGACCAUCAGGAACCGACGGUACACACGUACGAAGACAAUGACGUGUAUACACGGAUCGAUGGUUCGGGUGCGGUUGAGAAACCGGACAAAUCGUUCGACCAGCGCAAUGUGCUGAUCGUACACUCGAACCACGGUACGGUAUCGUCGGUUGGGCCGGAAGAUAUCGACAACGAGAUAUCGAUGUCGUCGAUGGAAGGUGACGAGCUAACUAACCGGAUCAUCAACACUCAUCAAUACCAUCAUAAGCCGGAUACAUUCGUAAAGGAAAACUUACGAUUCGCGGCCGGCAAUUGGUCCAUAUUUGUGGUGAUUCUUUUCGUAACUGCACUGCUCGGUAUGGUGGCGGGGUAUGUGCUCACGCGAAGGAUGAGUAAAGGGCAGGCGUGUGAACAUCGAAACCAGUGGCACAGCGGGAAAAGCCUUUCGAUGCUUUCGCAGAACCGCACCAACGGUAAGGAUGUAAAUCUGCUCAUGAACACCACGAACCAGUACCACACGCAGCAGCAAGCGAUUGUGCAACAGCUGCAACAGCACCAUCAAAACAACUGCAAGGAUAAUAUCGAUUUCGAUUACAAAGAUCGAAGCGUUGAGUGCAAAAACUCGACGGAAAACCUCGAGAAGGACAUCAGCAAAGGCAUGGGCACGCUACAGAAGACGCGCCACUUGAAGACAUUUAAACCGUAGUGAGUGUGCAAUUAAGGCAAGGGACAGUAACUGAACCGUUCGAUGUCCGUACGAACCGUUUCGUGCCAAUAACUCUGUGGUGCAUCCGGGAGUUGUGUAUAUAAUCGCAUGCAAGAUCAAUAUCGACCAACCACCUCCAGCCAGCGCGGCAGUUUUGUAGAUUUUCGUUUUAAUGUAAAUGUGCUCGGAAAGAUGUUUAACGGGGCACAUUUCACCACCACUUUCCUCCGCCUCGAAGAAGUGUUUUGCAAUAAUGACACGAGAGUGAGACUGUGUGCUUAGCACAAAACCGAUUUUAACUGGGUUAUAACCGUAACCUAUGCGUAGCCUUUGGACAAUGGUUCUUGUUCGUCCAGCGCGAUGAAAAGAUGUCCUUAGAAGUGCCUCCCUUUCUUGUAGGUGCUUCCAUUCCAGUAGCGUUUGGUAAGCUGCCGCAGAUCGUUUAACCGAAGCGAACGAACGAAUUCUAAGUGUAGCGAUUAUAAAGCUCGCAAACAAUUUGUGCAGCUAAAAUCGGUUAGAAAUUGUUCCGAUAUCGAGGGCUCCCCUAUUUGUCGUAAACUUAUGCGUUCCAAUCAAAAAUCGAGCCGAGCUCGUAUCGUGUUUAGGCUAAGAAAAAACAAAAAAAACAAACAGUGCGAUUGUAGAAAUCAUUAGAACAGGGAGAUCAAAAUUUGCGAACAUUAGUCUGUAGGAAGAACACUCGAGGUUUGUCACUUACACUAGACGGAAAGCGAUACUGCGCCACGCUAAAUUGCAUUAAACCGUGUGGGUCGCACCUGAGAUGGUAUCGUUUUUUUUCAUUACAUUAAUGACAAUUCAUUUAGUGGAUAAGCGACAAGAGACGCAUGUACAGUUACAGCCCAGAACAAGUUGAUAAAAAAGCGAGUAAUUAGCGCGAGAGAAUGGAAUGUAUCGUAAGGUAAAGAAUUUAGUGAAAUUUUUAACUUUUUUUUAUUUGCUAUCAAUAGAUGUAAGGGCUAGGAUAAGUGCAGCGUUUUACCUUAAGUAAUUGGAUUCGUAUGUCGACCUUUAUGUUUUUGUACACCCAUUAAUAGCUAUACAAAAAGAAAGGCGCCAGGAGGUACGGACACGAACUUUUACGAUUUGUACAUCCAUUGAUCGUUAUUUAAUUUUGCUCAAGAAUCUCUGUUUUAAUCGUUGUGGGCAAUGCAAAGCGACGAAGAAAACAAACAAUUUAAAUACAAAAAUACUCUACGAAUGAUGUGAUGUGACUCCGGUUCAGCGCGUGUGCAUGGAACUUUAUGUUGUUUUUUUUUUGCAAUUACGCUCAGUAUCAUGCAAUUUAACUGGUUUAUAUAGCAUUAUCCCACCUCAUUGUUUUGUUUUCAUAAUCUUUCAAUACUUGUCAGUCGAACUCAAUCUUAAUCAUGCGAUUAAAACGAACCAACAAAACAGCACGAUUAGCGUGUAAGCGAAACAGAAAUAAUUUAUGCCACCGAGACUGUAGCAAAACAGUGUUAUUGUUUUUAAUUAUAUCAAAUAGCUAUUACCUAUUGCUCCAUUAAACACACGUUCGAUGCAAUAUUAUAGAACAAAUAGAAGGUAUGAAUGUUGUAAUAGUUUAAGCUUGCUGCUAGUAGUAAAGUGUUUGUAAUCGAAUCAUGAGCAUAUAACAGUGGACGACGGUACAGGCGAAACAAUGUGAUAAAAAUGAGUAUUUUAAUUAUUUUUUUUCGAGCCUAAACGUCCUUACAGUGUGUACGUAUGCGUGAGUAUGUGUGAUUGGAUGCGUGCGUAUUUGUUGUAUCUUAUAGUGUUAAUAGUGUGUAGCGUUCGCAGAAAGAGCUUAUUGAGGAAAAGAAAAAAAAGAAAAAAUGGUAGCAAACCAUCACAACUCGACUCAUAUGCUCAUAUAUCAUAGAUAAACGAUCAAGUAGUAAUGCAGCUGUGCUGUGUGAAGGUUACUUGUUGUAGCCUUUUUACUAUGCAAACAAAAAAUCCACAUAUUAAAACCCUCAGCCUUUGGACAGUGAUUUCGUUCCAAUUUGUGCCUGUAAGUGAACAUACAGAAACCGACAGCAAUAGAUAUGAGGUGAGGAAGAAAAAAUCCUUUUUUUUCGGCGCAAACAAAUGGCGAAUAUUUAGGCUAGUGGUAAUCAUUACAACAGAUGCCUGGCGAUAGUGAUGAGGAUGUAGUAAGCAUGUAUUCGUAUCGUAUAUAUCGACCAGCAGAGUCCCAUUAUAUAUAUAGCGUACACAUACACAAAUGCGGGAAGCAAGCAAUUUGUGACAACUCGAAUCAUAUUGUAAAUAUACUGAACGAUCGAAAUAAAAAGUGAAUAAAUCCUGAA
Anopheles funestus (African malaria mosquito) is the source of this 9494-nucleotide messenger RNA. Its product is annotated as semaphorin-1A. NCBI's taxonomy places the organism in Eukaryota, Metazoa, Arthropoda, Insecta, Diptera, Culicidae. The record is from RefSeq and is a predicted model, not a curated record. Gene Ontology annotation, biological process: axon guidance; negative chemotaxis; neural crest cell migration. The transcript is spliced from 8 exons. Gene Ontology annotation, molecular function: chemorepellent activity; semaphorin receptor binding. Bases 4741 to 7179 code for a protein of 812 amino acids.